AGUUUAUGCGUGCCGUUCGAACACGCAAUGUAUCAUCGUAGCAACUACGAUGUAACACGUGUCAAAGCAAGACUGUUUGGCUGCACUUCUGGCCAAGAUCGCAUCGACCGGCUCCACUGACCCAGUCUACAUCUGUGCUCUCUAAUCACCCAUACAUUAUCUAGAACAUUGUGUUUUUAAUUAAUAAAUCUCGUAGUGUAAAAGCCCUAAAGCGCGAAACCUUGUCAGACGAGGUGGAGAGUGAGGUUGCAAUACUCAAGACAAGCACGAUUACAAUAAAGUUGUGAUGCGACAGAUGCGAGCGGGAUCUCAUUGUUCCAUUCCGACGUUCAUUCGGAAAAUAUCCUCAUAAAAAUGCAGGAAUUUCAUCUCAUAGUUUUAGGACUGCUGGCACUAUGUAGUACCACCGAAGGAUCUUUUCGACAUUUUAUAUUGCUUAAAAAAGCUAUGAAUAUUGGAGUUAUAUUGCCUCCUAAUACGGUGACUGAGGUUGCAUUCGCGUCGGCUCUAGCCCGCGCCUCUAUGGAGAGUCAGAAGUACAAUUUCGUGAUGGACAUUAAGUACGCACCCUAGGGCGAUAGCUUUGCGGCUUCGAAAGCGGCGUGUGAACUUCUAGCCAGCGGAGUUAUAGCAAUCUUUGGGCCCACUGACUCGAACUCAGCAGAUGCUGUUGAAGCCCAUUGUCGAGUUGCUGAAAUCCCACAUAUCCAAGCAGUAUGGCGACCCCCACCCGUGCGAGGUUUAGUACAGCUGUCUCCACCUAACAUUAACCUGUUUCCUGAAGCCAUCGAACUGUCGAGGGCAGUGGCUCUUUAUAUUAAGGAUAAUGACUGGACCAGCUAUACACUGUUAUAUGACGAUGAUGAAGGGCUAAUUCGAUUACAGGAAGUCCUCAAACACGCGGACCCAGAACACAAGUGGUUAGUUAAGCGACUGAAACCGGGUGAGGAUAAUAGGCAAUUGCUGAAGUCACUUAAAGCGAUCGGUCAGACGAGAGUGAUUUUGGACUGUCCCUCUGAUAGAGUGCUCGAUUAUCUACGUCAGGCGCAUGAGGUCAAGUUUUUUGAGGAUUAUAUGAGUUACGUGCUAAUGUCACUCGAUGCGCAUACAUUAGAUCUUCAGGAAUUGCGUUAUGGAUUAUCGAAUGUUACGUGUUUGAGGAUAUUCGACCAUUCAGACUCUCGAACAAGAUCCUAUCUAGCCGAUUGGGAAGCGAGAAGUACUGCGGAUGUCAAGAUACCAAAAAUGACUCAUGAAAUUACUGUGGAAGCAGCAUUGGCCAGCGACGCCGCACGACUAAUUACCGACUCCGUGGAAAGCGCUCCUGAAUCCUUUAAAAUUGAACCAACGCCGAUCGAAUGCGAUUCGCAAAACCAAUGGGAAGCCGGGACAUACUUCACUGAACAUCUAUUAACGAAUCCAAUAGUAGGAAUUACGGGAAAACUUUUAUUGAAAAACACAACAGGAGAACGAACUAACUUUAAUGUAGAAAUAAUGGAGCUAUCUAACAGCGGGUUUAAUAGCAUAGCAAAAUGGAAUGCCGAGUUGGGUUUUGUUUACGUCCGAACAGCGAACGAAGUUUCCGAUCUCUUGACAGAAAAAUGGCAGAACAAAACUUUUAGAGUCGUCUCACGCAUCGGCGCCCCUUAUCUGGUUGAAAGGAAACCCAAAGAAGGCGAAGUUUUCACUGGUAAUGACCGCUACGAGGGCUACUCUAAGGACCUUAUACAUGAGAUAUUAAAAGAGACAUUGCAUCUUAAUUAUGAGAUUGAGAUCGUUCCUGGCAACGGCUAUGGAUCUUAUAAUAAAGAUACCAAGAAGUGGGACGGUCUUAUUGGACAUUUAUUAGAAAGGAAAUCCGACUUAGCGAUUUGCGAUUUAACUAUUACAUAUGAACGACGAUCGUCGGUAGACUUUACUACACCUUUCAUGACUUUAGGGAUCAGUAUUUUGUAUUCGAAACCGACGCCACCGGAGCCAGAGCUAUUUUCAUUUCUAAAGCCCUUCUCAGUCGAUGUUUGGAUCUACAUGGCUGCGGCUUAUUUAAUGGUUUCCUUAUUGCUUCAUAUUUUAGCAAGGCUCGCGCCAAAUGAUUGGGAGAAUCCGCAUCCAUGCGAUAAGUCACCGGAGGAAUUGGAAAAUAUUUGGCAUAUCAAAAAUUCUUGCUGGCUCACCGUUGGAUCGAUUAUGACACAAGGCUCUGAUAUAUUGCCAAAAGGCUACUCAACUCGUUGGGUCUGUGGCAUGUGGUGGUUUUUCGCUCUAAUUAUGUGCUCGUCGUAUACAGCCAAUUUAGCAGCGUUUCUGACUAAUGCGGCCAUGGAUGAUUCAAUUAAAAGCGCUGAAGACUUGGCUAUGCAAACCAAAAUUAAAUAUGGAACCGUUGUUGGUGGUUCAACGUCGUCAUUCUUUAAGAGGUCCAACGUGUCUACAUACCAACGAAUGUGGGCGGCGAUGGAAUCGGCCCGGCCAUCUGUGUUUGUGAAGAAUAAUGACGAAGGAGUUGAAAGGGUAUUAAAGGGUAAAAGAUCGUACGCCUUUCUCAUGGAAUCUACGGCUAUAGAGUACCAGCUAGAAAGGCACUGUGAUCUCAUGCAAGUUGGUGGAUUACUCGAUUCUAAGGGAUAUGGCAUUGCGAUGCCUUUUGACUCCUUUUAUCGAACUGCUGUGGACAAUGCAGUAUUAAAAUUAGCUGAAAGCGGAAGACUGGUGGAACUGAAAAACAAAUGGUGGCAGGCUCCGAAAGAUGAAGCAUGUGUUGAACAAGAAGCCACAGAAGAAGGAGCCAGCGCAGCGGAGCUUGGCGUAGAUAAUGUGGGUGGUGUGUUCGUGGUAUUGGGUAUAGGCUGCGGCAUGGCAGCUGGCAUGGGCGCUCUUGAAUUUCUAUGGCAUGUCAGGGAUGUUGCAGUUGAGCAAAAGAUGACACAAGCAGAAGCUUUCUGGGCCGAGUUAACAUUCGCAUUAAGUUUUUGGGAGACUGAAAAACCUGUACAGCAUUCAAGACCUUCGUCAUCCGCAUCAGCAGAUAUAGCAUCGAGGGCCUCUUCAGUAUUACGUUCGGCAGCUGAUUUGUUCAACAUCGAUGUUUUUAAAUAAAUCAUAGCAAAAA
Messenger RNA from Zerene cesonia (dogface butterfly), 3109 nucleotides. RefSeq names its product glutamate receptor ionotropic, kainate 2-like. Gene Ontology annotation, molecular function: glutamate-gated receptor activity; transmitter-gated monoatomic ion channel activity involved in regulation of postsynaptic membrane potential. The transcript is spliced from 16 exons. Gene Ontology annotation, biological process: modulation of chemical synaptic transmission; synaptic transmission, glutamatergic; monoatomic ion transport. Gene Ontology annotation, cellular component: postsynaptic membrane; plasma membrane. NCBI's taxonomy places the organism in Eukaryota, Metazoa, Arthropoda, Insecta, Lepidoptera, Pieridae. The record is from RefSeq and is a predicted model, not a curated record.